Camelina sativa (false flax) is the source of this 1227-nucleotide messenger RNA. RefSeq lists its product as uncharacterized. Gene Ontology annotation, cellular component: U2-type spliceosomal complex; post-mRNA release spliceosomal complex. Gene Ontology annotation, biological process: mRNA splicing, via spliceosome. The record is from RefSeq and is a predicted model, not a curated record. Lineage: Eukaryota; Viridiplantae; Streptophyta; Magnoliopsida; Brassicales; Brassicaceae.
UGCUGAGGUAGAAAGAAGAUUCGUUACCUGUGAAUUUACCAAGUCUGUUCAGUUUUCACCAAAGAAGAUUUUGUUUGCGAUUGAACAUCACAGAGGAGGAGGAGAUUACGAAGAUCGAUUUGAUCAAUCUCGAUUGAAACAAGAUGUCGACUCUAUCAGCUGCCAGGGCGGAUAACUUUUACUAUCCCCCGGAAUGGACUCCAGAUCAAGGUUCCUUGAACAAGUUUCAAGGACAGCAUCCUCUCAGAGAGAGAGCAAAGAAGAUAGGCGAAGGGAUUUUGGUCAUUAGGUUCGAGAUGCCUUAUAAUAUAUGGUGUGGUGGCUGCAAUUCUAUGAUUGGCAAGGGUGUUAGAUUUAAUGCAGAAAAGAAGCAAGUUGGGAACUAUUAUUCUACAAAGAUAUGGAGCUUUGCAAUGAAAUCACCAUGCUGCAAACAUGAGAUAGUCAUUCAGACUGAUCCUCAGAAUUGCGAGUAUGUAAUCACUAGUGGUGCCCAGAAGAAGGUCGAGGAGUAUGAUGUAGAAGAUGCAGAAAUCAUGGAGCUCACUGCUGAGGAAGAGAAGGGAAAGCUUGCAGACCCGUUUUAUCGUCUAGAGCACCAAGAAGUAGAUUUGCAGAAGAAGAAAGCAGCAGAACCGCUUUUGGUCCGUCUCCAGCGAGUCUCUGAUGCAAGACAUGCUGAUGAUUACUCUAUAAACAGAGCUCUACGUGCACAACUUAGGGGACACAGAAAACGUGUAGCAGAAGAAGAGGCUGCCUCAAGGAAGAUAGGUUUGGGGAUACGACUUCUUCCAAAGAGUGAAGAAGAUAUUAAAGCUGCAUCAAACGUGAAAUUCAAAACCAAGUUUGACAAGAACCGAAAGGACAAACGAGCACUAAUCCAUGCAUCUUCCAUUUUUCCCGAGUCAUCUUACUCGAUGUCAUCAUCGAGCAAGAAAAGAAUGGAGUUAGAAGCAAAGAGAAGGAAGAUAAGCGCAGCAUCAGCGUCGAGUCUAUUGAGAGGAGGUUUCAAAGCUUCAGCAUUGUCUAAAACACCAUCAACAAGCAAAUCUAAGGUUUCAUCAGUUUCUGUAAGGAAGCUGUAGGUUUUUGUUUUAGCAACGUGUGCUUGUAUCGUUGAGAAGAAAAACCAAUGUAAGAAACACAAAAAAAAAGUGACAACUUAUUAUUAUAAGAUGUUUCUACGUUUGGGAAAUUGAAUUUGAUCCCGACCUUUUUGGUGUCAAA